AUGUGGCGCACACAAAGCGCGACCUACAUGCGCUUCGAGAGGAAGGAGAGCCACCCCGCCCUCUCUCCCACGCUCGCCAAGCUCGAGCCUCGUGGUAGUCGGGUUCGUGUGGGCGCUGCACCCACCGCCGUCAAGCGGUGGAGGAGGGAGGCGGGCGACGCUGCCCAAGCUCGGAGUGGGAAGCGACAAUUGCUCGGACCGAUCGCGCAAGAUCUUUGGUCUUCCCCUGGAACCGAUGAAAAAGGCUAUUUCGGGUACUCAACGUUCCGGCCGUACCAGAGGGAGAUCAUACAGAAGGUCCUGGAUGGGCGGGAUUGCCUCGCCGUCAUGGCCACCGGCAGCGGCAAGUCCAUCUGCUAUCAAAUUCCCCCACUGGUUACAAAGAAGACAGCUGUUGUUGUAAGCCCUCUUCUGUCCCUGAUGCAAGACCAGGUUAUGAGUUUAAAACAAAAAGGUGUGAAAUCUGAGUACCUUGGCAGCACCCAAAUGAAUAGCUCCGUCAGCAAUGAGGCGGAAAAGGGCGCGUUUGAUGUGCUGUACAUGACACCAGAGAAAGCCAUUUCACUUCCUUCAAGGUUUUGGAGUAACUUGCAGGCUGCUGGAAUCUGCUUGUUAGCUGUCGAUGAAGCUCAUUGCAUAUCGGAAUGGGGCCAUGAUUUCAGGAUGGUGUACAAGCAGCUGCAUUCAUUGCGCGACCUUCUUGUGGGUGUUCCCUUUGUUGCUUUAACUGCCACUGCCACAGAAAGAUCCUUCAUUAGGGAUGAAGUUCUUGUGAUGGUGGCAACUAUAGCUUUUGGAAUGGGUAUUGAUAAGCCUGAUGUUAGAUGCGUAAUACACUAUGGAUGUCCAAAGAGCCUAGAGUCCUACUACCAGGAAAGUGGGCGUUGUGGAAGAGAUGGACUGCCUUCAGUCUGCUGGCUAUAUUACCAAAGAAGUGAUUUUACAAAAGCUGAUUUCUAUUGUUCUGAGGCAAAAAAUGGAACCCAGAGAAAAGCAAUCAUGGAUUCCUUCAUGGCAGCACAAAAAUAUUGCCUCCUUGCUACAUGCCGUAGAAGGUUCUUAUUGCAGUAUUUUGGUGAAGAAUGCAACACUGACUGUGGCAAUUGUGAUAAUUGCACAGCAGUGAAAAACGAGAGGGAUUUGUCAAAAGAAGCCUUUCUGUUGCUGUCCUGCAUCAAAUCUUGUGGAGGACGCUGGGGCCUCAAUUUACCUAUUGAUGUUCUUCGUGGAUCACGAGCCAAGAAGAUUGUUGACAACAAUUAUGAUAAACUACAAAUGCAUGGGCGUGGUAAAGAUUAUUCGUCAAACUGGUGGAAAGCACUUGGUGGUCUCCUUAUAGCACACGCCAAUUCCGUUGCUGUCUUUUCCCUGACCAAAGAAGAAAGUAUUACAAAAAGAUUUGAUUUUGUAUGCAAGCAAAUGGCAUAUUAUCUGACUGCAGAGAUGAUUGAACUAGAGGAGCAUGGUAGUUCACAUCAUAAAGAAGGUGGUGGUUUAAAUCCUGUGCUAACAUUAGAAUCUGAAAAAAUUUCUGAGGAUGAAUCAAAACUCUAUCAAAUGCUCCUGAAUGUUAGGAUGAAGCUUGCUCAAGAUAUUGGCACUGCUCCGUAUGCUAUAUGUGGUGAUCAGACGAUAAGAAACUUUGCAAAGAUGAGACCUUCUACUGGAGCUAGACUUGCUAAUAUCGAUGGUGUCAACCAGCAUUUUAUCUCACGUUUCAGUAACAUUUUCAUCCAAAAUAUCGCGCAAUUGUCGAAGGAGUUAAACCUCCCGUUGGAUAAUUCACCAUUACCACCACCAACAACAAAUCCAGCUGUAGAAAAUAUUGCUGGUAUACCAAAACCUUUACAAAACAAUCUUCCUGGGAUCUUGGGUGAUGCAAAGCUGACUGCUUGGGAAUUGUGGCAUAAGCAGGAGUACUCAUUCCUGAAAAUUGCUGUAACUUACGACAUGAUCAAGACAUUCCUGACUAUUGAGGGGCGUGGAUUGUCAGAGCAAGUCUUUGGUAACGGUACUGCUGAUGGGGUUCCUAGUAGAAUAGCAGAGUCCCCAAUAUCUUCCUCCCAUGCAAGUGAAGCUAGCAGAAAUGAUAUGGGAGAUGGUGUCCCAGCGGCAGAGGCCAGUGAUGCAAACCCUUCAGCAAAGAGAGGCCAAACUGUUUCUGCUGAGGGGCCAGCAACAAAACUGCAAAGGAUAGACGAGCAUGGGGCAAAGUCAACUGGCACAGCGGCUGCCACUGAAGAAUCUGUGCUAGCUCUGGUUGCGAGCUGCAAUGGGGUAUCGCUGGAGGAUGUUGCCAAGCACUUCAAGGGAUCCAAGAGAGAAUCGGUCUUGGAGAUAUUGGAGGGCCUUGAAUCUCAAUUCAUAAUUUACAAGAGAAACGGGAACUACAUGAUCCUGUGA
This is a messenger RNA of Miscanthus lutarioriparius, 2403 nucleotides long. NCBI's taxonomy places the organism in Eukaryota, Viridiplantae, Streptophyta, Magnoliopsida, Poales, Poaceae. The record is from the annotation of a GenBank genome assembly.